AUGUUCGAUUGGUUCAACCCAAAGCCAGCUCCCAAGCCUGAGCCAAAAGAAGAGAAAAAGGAAGAACCAGUAGUGGAGGAACCCAAGGCGGUGGAGGAGCCCAAGGCAGUUGAGGAACCCAAAAAAGUAGAGGAAGUAAAGAGUGAGCCAGCUGCAAAGGCUCCAGCAGCGUCGGGCUCGGAAAGGCUCAGCGGCACCGUCAACUGGUUCAAUCGUCAAUAUGGCUACGGUUUCAUCAAGGCGCCGGAUGCUGGUGACACGGAUGUAUUUGUGCAUCAAUCAGAAAUCCAAGUCGAAGGAUUCCGUUAUCUUAUGGAGGGAGAAUCAGUGGAGUUCAAAUUGGAAUAUGACGACAACAAGCGCGCCAAAGCCAUUCACGUAACGGGUCCAGAUGGAGGUGAUGUCCAAAUCGCUGUGCGUCGCAAGGAAAGAGCUGCAAAGGCCAAAGAGGAGGGUAAUUAG
Messenger RNA from Seminavis robusta, 462 nucleotides. The record is from the annotation of a GenBank genome assembly. Lineage: Eukaryota; Bacillariophyta; Bacillariophyceae; Naviculales; Naviculaceae.